ACCCCACCAAAUAACCGUCUCUUCUUUUCGUCUUCGUUACAAUUUAUGAAUCUCAACAAAAAUCCCUAAAUUGAAACCCUAAAAAUUUUAUCAAUUCAAUUCUCUCCGCAACUUCUGUAAUUUGCGGACGAUAUAUGAUCCAAUGGAGGAUCACAAGCUCUGCGGUUACCUCUGUGUGGUCCUCAGAGUGAACGCGCCACCAUUGCGCGACCUUCACAUACCUUUCGGAACUAACUGUGAAUUUUUCAGCGAUGGGGGAGAAAUUGGGUUUGGAACAGAGGGCGAUGUCGUUUUAUCCCCAAUUGAACCUAAAUCUAAAGCAAGGCAGCUCGCAAAUGGUUUGAUUUCACCGGAGCAAGAGAAUGCUGAGAGCGUGCCUGUGAAAUCCAGAAAAGGGAAAGGUAGGAGUAGGAGGGAGAGUUCGAGAAAGAGGGUAAGAGGGAUAGGACUCCUUCAUGGAAGCGUCAGUGUGGUGCACCAGCUGCAGGCAUUGGCGAUGCACAAGUGUUUGAAGAUAGUGGCGCGAAUUCUGGGGGUUUAUGUCCGGGAUGAUAAUGUUGAUGCCAGAGCGGUGGUGCUGGUAGAUGUUUAUCUUCCAAUCAGUUUGUGGUCUGGUUGGCAGUUCCCGAGGUCUAGGUCCAUUGCCGGCGCCUUCUUUAGGCAUUUAAGAUGUGACUGGAAGGAAAGAAGUAUGUCACUUGUUGGAGGAGAGUAUUUAAGAGAGGCACAUGAGGAUCGUAAGAGUAUCUGGAACGUCUCUGAUUGUCAUGUUCUGGAAUGCAAGUUGCAUUGUGAUGCCCAAGAUUCUUCAAAGAAAGGCCUCUUUGAACUUAAUGAAAUUUUUAAAAGCUUGCCAAGCGUAGGAAACAAGGAAAAUCCUGAAUCUUGUAGAUUAAUAGCUGCUGAUGUUUGUUGUGGAUCUGGCAUCUGGGAUAUAGCUGGUGAUAUAUUGGUAAAUAUUUUAAGUUUGCUUCGGCCCCUGGACCUUAUCCGAGUUGCAGGAACUUGCCGCUACAUGCGGUUGCUGGCUGCCUCUAUUAUGCCAUGCAUGAAACUUAAACUUUUUCCUCAUCAGCAGGCGGCUAUUGAGUGGAUGUUACAACGGGAACAGAAUGUUGAAGUCUUGCAGCAUCCUCUGUACUUGGGUUUCUCUACUGAAGAUGGGUUUACUUUCUAUGUAAAUACUGUUUCUGGUGACGUUGUUCCUGAUGCAGCUCCUACAAUUAGAGACUUUCGUGGAGGAAUGUUCUGUGAUGAACCUGGCUUAGGUAAGACAAUAACUGCUCUUUCGCUUAUUCUGAAGACUCAGGGAAUGAUGGCUGACCCACCUAAGGGAGUUCAAGUAAUCUGGUGUACACAUAAUGGUGAUCACAGAUGUGGCUAUUAUGAACUUAGUGGCAACAGCUUCUUAUGUAACGAUUCUUCUUUGAGGAAAAGGCUUGUAAGCCAGAAUACUCGGCGGGGAAAGCUAUAUUUAGAUGAGUUUACUCGCAUGGAUGAUCUAAACUGCUCCCCAAAAAGAGCAAGGUUAAUAGAUCUGGGUGAGCAAAUUGAAGGGUCUUGUGCUGUCAAUAAAAUGAAAUCACCAUUGGUACCACAAUCUGAGUUAAAGUUGAACAUAGAACAUUCCUUGAGUAGCUUGAGUUCCAUCAAGAGAAAUCUUUAUCAUUCAUUUUUUCGUGAAGAGGUGGUCGGAGAAAAGUUAAUCAAGCGAAAGCGCGGGUCUAACGGAUCUAUACAUGUCUCAGAACAGCAGGUUGGUAAGGUAAGUGGGGUGUCACACAGUCACAAGAGCAUCGAGAAGGCUACGAUAGGCACUUUUGUAUAUAAUGAAAAUUGGGUUCAGUGUGAUUACUGUCACAAAUGGAGAAAGCUUGCAGAUGCAAGUGUUGUUGAUUCUACUCAAGCAUGGUUUUGUAGCAUGAACAAUGACCCCAUGCAUCAGAGUUGUGGUGAUCCAGAAGAAGCUUGGGAUAGGCAAGAGUUAGUAACUUGCCUUCUGGGAUUUUAUACCAGAGGAACUUCUGGUGGAAAAGAGCAAAAUAUCUCAUUUUUUAUUAGUGUUCUUAAAGAGCAUUACACAACGAUGAAUUCUACUACUAAGAAAGCCUUAAGGUGGCUGGCUAACCUUACUGAAGACAAGCUCUCGCGGAUGGAAACUAGUGGUUUGGAAAGUCCUAUCUUGGGUACUUGUCUCAAUUACAUCCAAGGUUUCCAUAGCUUAUUUCAGGCGUUUGGCCUUAUGAAGAGAGUAGAAAAGGGUGUUAGCAGAUGGUACUACCCACAAAGAAUUGACAGUUUGGUUUUUGAUGUGGCAGCCCUCAGGAUUGCUCUCUGUGAACCAUUAGAUUCCGUUAGAUUGUAUUUAUCUAGAGCAACUCUAAUUGUUGUUCCAUCUAAUCUGGUGGAUCAUUGGAAAACACAAAUCCAAAGACAUGUCAGACCUGAUCAGUUGCGUCUUUGUGUCUGGACUGAUCAUAAAAAGCCUUCUGCUCACAGUCUCGCCUGGAAUUAUGAUAUUGUUAUAACAACCUUUAGCCGUUUAAGUGCAGAGUGGGGGGCCCAUAAGCAAAGUCCGUUGAUGCAAGUGCAUUGGCAUAGGGUCAUGUUAGAUGAAGGGCACACCCUUGGCUCAAGUCUGAACUUGACAAACAAAUUGCAAAUGGCUAUUUCAUUGACAGCUUCCAAUCGCUGGUUGUUGACCGGAACCCCAACUCCUAGCAUGCCCAAUAGUCAGCUUUCACAUCUUCAGCCAUUGCUUAAGUUCCUGCAUGAUGAGGUUUAUGGAGACGAUCAGAAGUCAUGGGAAGCUGGCAUUCUUAAACCUUUUGAGUCGGAGAGGGAGGAGGGUCGGUCACGUUUAUUGCAGUUGCUUCAUAGGUGCAUGAUUAGUGCAAGGAAGACAGAUUUGCAAACAAUUCCUCCGUGCAUCAAGAAGGUGACAUUUCUCAAUUUUACCGAGGAGCAUGCAAGAAGUUACAAUGAACUGGUAGAGACAGUGCGGCGCAAUAUACUCAUGGCUGACUGGAAUGAUCCUUCUCAUGUUGAAAGUUUACUGAACCCAAAGCAGUGGAAGUUUCGAAGUGCGACGAUAAGGAAUGUUAGGAAAUCUUGCUGUGUGGCUGGCCAUAUUAAAGUAACAGAUGCUGGUCAAGAUAUUCAAGAGACAAUGGAUAUGUUAUUUGAAAAUGGGCUGGACCCUCUAUCGGAAGAGUAUGCAUUAAUAAAGUAUUACCUCCUCUCUGGUGGUGAAUGUGCCAGGUGCAAAGAAGGGUGCCGCUUGCCCAUCAUUACUCCAUGUAGGCAUCUUUUGUGCCUUGAUUGUGUUGCUUUGGACGGUGAAAGAUGUACUCUUCCUGGCUGUGGAUUUCUAUAUGAGAUGCAGAGUCCUGAAACAUCAAGUCGUCCUGAGAAUCCUAACCCAAAGUGGCCUGUCCCCAAAGAUCUUAUUGAGUUGCAGCCUUCAUAUAAACAGGAUGACUGGAAUCCUGAUUGGCAAUCAACAUCCAGCAGUAAAGUUACAUACCUGGUUGAAAAAUUGAAAGCACUGCAGCAGGCUAAUAGAGAGAUGGGUUUCUCUAUCAAUGAGGAUAAUUGUACCAAUCACAUUGACAAGCUAAAUUCUCCUUCUGAGCUGAACAAUGCAAGUGCACUGUUACAGCAAGAAUACUCCAGACUGCAAACUGACUCAUACAAGGGACUUCCAGCGAAAGUUUUAGUCUUCUCUCAAUUUCUGGAGCAUAUACAUGUGAUUGAGGAGCAGUUGACAGUGGGAGGUAUCAGAUUUGCAGGAAUGUACAGCCCAAUGCAUUCUUACAACAAGAUAAAGUCACUGGCAACAUUCCAGCAUGAUGAGAGUUGUAUGGCACUUUUGAUGGAUGGAAGUGCUGCAUUGGGUCUUGAUUUGAGCUUUGUGACACAUGUAUUUCUAAUGGAGCCAAUCUGGGACAGAAGCAUGGAGGAGCAAGUGAUUAGUCGGGCUCAUCGGAUGGGGGCUACUCGUCCUAUUCAAGUAGAAACUUUAGCAAUGUGUGGUACAAUUGAAGAGCAAAUGGUGGGAUUUUUACAGGAUGCCAAUGAGUGUAGGAGACUCUUAAAAGAAGAGUUUGGGAAACCUGACAAUGAAGGGGCAAGGACUCGUCGUACGCUGCAUGAUUUUGCUGAGAGCAACUAUUUGGCCCAUCUUAGCUUUGUGCGGACAAAUUCAAAGUCCUAAAGUCGCACCUUUUGCGGAGAUUCUAGCUCUAGUUUAGGAAUUUUGGGGGUCGAAUCUAACGCAGUGCCAUAAUGCUCAGCUGCUAAUGGGGAAGGACUAAGUUUAAGAUUACUCUUCAUGGUAAAAAAAAGAAGUAAACAGCUCCCUUGGAAAGCACCUACAUUGCAGUUCAUGGUGAUUACCCAGAUAUGAAUACAUGGCGCAAUUUAUUUUUUGCAUUGACCCAGAUGGGUUUGGUGUUAUUUGGUGAAGAAGUCUAAAAGAAAACAGUAGUUAAUUACUUAAUUAUUCUUCACGAUGUUAACUCAUGUACUGCGAUUUGAUAUUAAGGGGUUGUUGUGAA
Molecule: messenger RNA, 4559 nt
Organism: Tripterygium wilfordii
Lineage: Eukaryota; Viridiplantae; Streptophyta; Magnoliopsida; Celastrales; Celastraceae
Product: F-box protein At3g54460
Exons: 9
Coding region: 143-4216 (1357 amino acids)
Molecular function (GO): ATP-dependent chromatin remodeler activity; ATP binding; protein binding
Source: RefSeq, a predicted model, not a curated record